CUCAAAUUAAAUUCUUCUUACUGUAUAUACAUACUGUCCCCCAAAUUAAACCAAACAAUAUAUACUAUUAUUAUUAUUAUUAUUAUUAUUAUUAUCAUUAUAUAUAUAUAUAUACCGAUGGAGAAGAUUAAGGGACAAGGUGAUGAAUCAAGAUUCAAGAGGAUAUGUGUGUUCUGUGGGAGCAGCCCUGGGAAGAACCCUAGCUAUCAGAUGGCAGCUAUACACCUCGGACACCACCUCGUAGAGAGGAAUAUAGACUUGGUUUAUGGAGGUGGUAGCAUUGGCUUGAUGGGCCUCGUCUCCCAAGCUGUCUACAACGGCGGCCGCCACGUCUUAGGAGUGAUUCCCACAACUUUAAUGCCCCCAGAGAUAACCGGCGAUCCGGUCGGAGAAGUGAGGGCGGUUGCCGGUAUGCACCAGCGUAAGGCUGAAAUGGCCCGACACGCAGAUGCUUUCAUUGCUCUGCCUGGUGGGUAUGGCACGUUGGAGGAGUUGCUGGAAGUUAUCACGUGGGCUCAACUAGGGAUCCAUCAUAAACCGGUGGGUUUGCUGAAUGUGGAUGGUUACUACAACUCACUCCUGUCCUUCAUAGACAAGGCUGUCGACGAAGGCUUCAUUACACCAUCUGCCCGCCACAUCAUCGUCUCUGCCCAAACUGCCCAGGAACUAGUCUCGAAGCUUGAGGAUUACGUCCCGAUACAGAAUGAGUCUGCAACGAAGCUGAGUUGGGAGAAGGAGCAGCAGCAGCAGCUUGGAUUUAUUACAAAGUCGGAAAUUGGUCGUUGAAAACCGCAGUUUCCGUACGAGUCAACAAUGUACGUACGUACAGAACAUGUAUCACAGACAGGAAAUAUGUACAAACAUCUAUAUCUAUAUGUACACAAUUAUAUAUAUAUAUAUAUUUGUAGCCAUUGGAUUCUUUUCAUCUGAUUUUAUUUAUACACCACAAAAAAAAUAAUAUAUUUGUAACGGAAUUCCGUCCCUAACGUUCAUGUAGCUAACGUAAUUCCGUUCGUAAUUCCGUCUCUAAUGUCAUUAGUAACGGAAAAAGUAGAUUUAGAGACAAAAAA
Andrographis paniculata is the source of this 1070-nucleotide messenger RNA. RefSeq names its product cytokinin riboside 5'-monophosphate phosphoribohydrolase LOG1-like. Lineage: Eukaryota; Viridiplantae; Streptophyta; Magnoliopsida; Lamiales; Acanthaceae. The record is from RefSeq and is a predicted model, not a curated record. Gene Ontology annotation, biological process: cytokinin biosynthetic process. The transcript is spliced from 7 exons. Gene Ontology annotation, cellular component: nucleus; cytosol. Gene Ontology annotation, molecular function: hydrolase activity, hydrolyzing N-glycosyl compounds. The coding region runs from base 118 to 786 and encodes 222 amino acids.